AUGUUUCCUACAAGGAGAUAUACUACCUACCUCUUACUUGCGGCAUGUUCCAUUCUACUCAUCACCUACUACCGAGAGCCGCUCGCAUCUUCGGCCGGUAUACGUAUUGGUAGUCAAGUGCCACUAAUCUCCGAGCCCGGGACACCGCCUCCGAAGCCAGUGACAGCAGGAUCCAAGACCCGUUUCCAGUGGAGCUCUGUUCCGACUGUGUAUCCAUUGACUGUUCCGCUCACAACGCUACCUUCUGGGACCCCUCACAAGCUGCCACAGAUACAGUAUGCUUUUCCGCCGGAGAGGGAGGACCAUGCGAUAACGCGCAAAGAGCGGCAAGCCGCUGUCAAAGCAACUUUCGAACGAUGCUGGAAUGCUUACAGACAGCAUGCCUGGACCCACGACGAGCUUACGCCACUGACGGGUAGAAUACGUGAUGGUUUCGCAGGGUGGGGGGCCUCGCUGGUCGACAAUCUUGACACACUGUGGCUGAUGGGGUUGAAAUCCGAGUUUGAGGAGGCCGUUGCUGCUGCGAUCGAUAUUGAUCUGGCAAUUUCAACAUCGGAAGUGAUCAAUGUUUUCGAGACAAACAUUCGACAUCUCGGCGGGUUUCUGGCAGCUUACGACGUCAGUGGCGAACCAAGAACCCUCGAUAAGGCCAUUGAGUUCGGUGAGAUGCUGCUUAAAGCUUUCGAUACACCUAACAGGCUCCCUAAAACAAGAAUGAACCUACGAGAGGCUUUCGGUGGUAGGAUGGAAGCUGACACUCUUGUUCUGGUUGCGGAGAUUGGAUCGUUGACGAUGGAGUUUACUCGACUGUCGCAGUUGACGGGAGAUAUGCGAUGGUAUGAUGCGGUCGCACGUAUUACUCGCCUGUUCGACGCUCAGCAAGAGAAGACUCGUUUGCCUGGAAUGUGGCCGGUGAGCAUUAACGCAAAGACCGCCGAUCUUACCAAUGAUACGCUUUUCACUUUAGGCGCAAUGUCGGACUCGCUUUACGAGUACUUCCCCAAGACUUAUGCCCUGCUCGGUGGGCUGGAGCCUGUCUACAAAAAGCUGUACGAUGGCAGCAUGGCCACUGCGAUAAAGUACAACCUCUGGCGACCAAUGACGCCCGAUAAUGCCGACAUCCUGAUCAGCGGUCAAGUCAAGGCGCUUACAGACGCAUCUUCUGCCCGGCUAGAUCCGCAGGGUCAACAUCUGGUGUGCUUCACUGGCGGGAUGUUCGCCCUAGCCGGCAAGAUGUGGAACGAGCCGGCUCAUGUUGAGAUUGGCAGAAAGCUGACCGAUGGCUGCAUCUGGACUUACAAAGCAUUCCCGUUAGGUAUAAUGCCCGAAAUCUUCCGAAUGGUGCCUUGCGAAUCGCGGCUUGACUGCCACUGGGAUGAAGAACUAUGGCGACAAGAGGUCAAGAUGAUGCACCCUGAGUCGGCCGACAUCGACACUCUUAUCACGAACUUUCGCCUGCCAAAAGGCUUUACCGACAUCCAGGACCGACGCUAUAUUCUCCGACCUGAAGCGAUCGAGUCUGUCUUCAUCAUGUAUCGCAUCACUGGCGAAGAGAAGUACCGGGAAGCCGCGUGGGAUAUGUUCACCGCAAUCAGGGCUGCUACUGAAGGCAGGCUGGCCAACGCAGCCUUGGCGGACGUCACGUAUACUAGUGACGCGCUGCUGAAAGGCACUCCAAGCGGCAAUGCGCAGUAUGACAGCAUGGAGAGCUUCUGGAUGGCCGAGACGCUAAAGUACUUCUACCUCAUAUUUAGCGAGCCAGACCUGAUCAGCCUGGACGAGUGGGUGUUCAACACGGAAGCUCACCCAUUCCGGCGGCCUACACCUGCAUAG
This is a messenger RNA of Baudoinia panamericana UAMH 10762, 1833 nucleotides long. Its product is annotated as glycoside hydrolase family 47 protein. Gene Ontology annotation, cellular component: endoplasmic reticulum; Golgi membrane. Bases 1 to 1833 code for a protein of 610 amino acids. Gene Ontology annotation, molecular function: calcium ion binding; mannosyl-oligosaccharide 1,2-alpha-mannosidase activity. Gene Ontology annotation, biological process: carbohydrate metabolic process; N-glycan processing. The record is from RefSeq and is a predicted model, not a curated record. NCBI's taxonomy places the organism in Eukaryota, Fungi, Ascomycota, Dothideomycetes, Mycosphaerellales, Teratosphaeriaceae. The transcript is spliced from 2 exons.